Messenger RNA from Aspergillus terreus NIH2624, 2289 nucleotides. RefSeq lists its product as uncharacterized. The record is from RefSeq and is a predicted model, not a curated record. NCBI's taxonomy places the organism in Eukaryota, Fungi, Ascomycota, Eurotiomycetes, Eurotiales, Aspergillaceae. The transcript has a single exon. Gene Ontology annotation, cellular component: Golgi apparatus. The coding region runs from base 1 to 2289 and encodes 762 amino acids.
AUGGAGACAAGGCAGGCGAGGAAGAGACGGACCAGCUCCCUCUCCACCCAAGCACCUCGCUCACCAGCCGCCUGCAGAACGACUCGACAGUCCGCCGCAGCGUCUCCCGCCUCGUCUUGCAAAACUCCCCGCCAACCAAGGAAGAAGGUUCGCUUCUCCGACCCCGGUCCGCAGCUGCAAAAUGGCCCAGACUACUCUACGGGAUUGACGCCGGUGAUGCUGCGCACGUCGUUUGAGGAGCCCGCCGAUGCAGAGGGGACGCCCCAGACGCCCAGCAAACGGCUGCGACGGCGUUCCGCGCCGCUUCCGCGAUCGCGUGUCUCGCUCGAUCCGCUGUGGCCGGCGCGGCUGCCCUCGCCAGAGCGAGUCGUGCAGUUCACGCCGCUGCGGCAGAUUCUCGACUCGCGGACGCAGCGGCGAAUCCGCAGAGUGGGACUCAGCGAUGAGAUCAACCAGCUCCAGCGCGAGAAGCGCGAUACUGCGCAGUAUGAAAAGACGCUGCAGUCUUUGCUUCGCGAACGAGACGCGCUGCGCCAUCAGCUCGAGCUGGCCAAGCAUAAUCGGCUGCCUCAGAGUCCUGCGUGCAGCGAGGACAUGCCAUGGGUGCCGCCCCAAGCGCGCAUUGAGAAUUUGGAACACGAGAACAGCAAGCUUAGAGAAGAGUUGUCGUUCUCGUCUGUUCAUAGUGCUUUAAAUCAAUCCGAUGUGGCGAGCACAGAGGCCGAUACUAUCAUUCUCAACGACAGUGCUUUCGACGGGAGUACGAUGCUCAUUUCGAACUCGCCUGAUAUGCGCGGGCUGAGUGGACAUCCGCCAUCUAUUCCCGAUGACAUGUCUUUGCUGGACCAUGGAAUUCCAAAUCCUGAUGUGUGCUUUGGACGCGAUCAGGAUGCAGACGCUAUCGCUCUGUCAGCGGACCUGGAAGCCGCAAAAUCAGAGAAGAAAGAGCUGUUCAAUUCAUUUCGAAGUCGUCUCUCUGCAUUCGUGGGUACACCUCUUGAGAGUCAUUUGCGACAGUCAUCUCCGCCUCCAGACUUUCUCGAGCGCUUUCUACCGACUCUCACAGAGGUCCUCACUCGUGCUUCGGAUGCUACCAGCGCACUAUCUACAGUCCAACAAGAGCUGCGCGACCUAGGGUUCUCGGGCAGUAAUGUCGACGAGAUAAUCGCUCAAAUGCGCGAUCGUUUUCGCUGGGCGCGUCUUCGACUUGAACGUGCCGUUCCCGGUGAGACGCCCAGCGCGAGCUUGCACAACGGAAAUAGCACCCUCAGCGCUCUUGUGGCGCGGGUCGAGCUACUCGUCCAGAGCUUAGACGAAGAGCAGAAGAUGCACGAGGCAGCGGUCGGCCGUGAAAGGACCUUGCGUGGACACUUCAACGCUGCGCUGGCGCGAUACGAGACUGCGGCGAAGAAAGUCCAGGAUCUCGAGGAGUCGAUUUCGUCCUCCGCGCGCGACAUGCUGCAUACGAGAAUGCGGAUGCAAGAACUCGAAAACGAAGGCAAAGAACAAGCCGUUGGGAUUGACAGAUUGAAUGCAGCACUUACCACGUACCGCACCGAAGUGACGAACUUGGAGACCCUCAUUACCGAGCUGGAGGAGAACCACCGCCAGCAGGUAUCCCAGCUGAAAAGCCAGAUCGACGAAGAGGAAAAGGCUCGUCAUGCAGCUGAGUUGAGUGCUACCGAGCGAGAGGCACGCAUUCACGAACUGGAGGAGACCGUCGAAAAUAACCGAUUCUCCGUGUGCGACUUGACCGCAAAGGUCGAACUUCUCGAGAAGGAGCGCCAAAAGGCCGUCGAAGGUCUAGAGAAACAAGCGAUGGAACAACAACAGGAGAUAGGAGUGAUGAAUGUCCGCGUGUCAGAACUGACUACGUCGCUGGAAGCCGCCAAAUCGGAGGCUGAGAAACUUCGUCUGAGUAACUCGGGACUCGAAGAGCAGCUGCGCUUGGAAAUCAGAGCUCGGGAUAGCUUGUUAGACCGGUGGGCUGCGGACCAGGCGCGGUCAUUCGCCUACAUGAAGGAAACGGUCAAUGCGGAGCGGCGAAAGGCAAAGGUGCGCUCGGCCAAUUGGCAGAUGAAGUCGGACGAGCUGCAGUCCGACGAUGUCCACGCCGGCAGUGAGCCCAUAACUCCUGUUAGCAUGACGCGGUUCGUCGACGUGGAAGUCGGUCGCGGUAAACAUCGCCGGCGACUAGACAGUGGAAUUGGCAUCCUCACGGACGACUUGCUGGCAGAAGACGUGGAAGAGACAGGCGAGAUUCCGCCUUCUGACCCCGCUGAUCUAUAA